Vicia villosa (hairy vetch) is the source of this 2173-nucleotide messenger RNA. Its product is annotated as protein LAX PANICLE 2-like. The record is from RefSeq and is a predicted model, not a curated record. Gene Ontology annotation, biological process: multicellular organism development. The coding region runs from base 337 to 1521 and encodes 394 amino acids. Lineage: Eukaryota; Viridiplantae; Streptophyta; Magnoliopsida; Fabales; Fabaceae. The transcript has 4 exons.
UCUAUAUUCUCUCUCUCUCUCUCUCAUACAUAGCUUCUGCAAAUAGUUUACCCCACAAACUUCCAAACAAAAAGAAUUAAUAGAAAGUGAGAUUUGCAAGAAUUAAAGGAACCUCUCAAACUCCAAAUUCAACCCUUUAUAUAUAAUCUAUAGUUCAUCAUUUUUAUGUGGCUACCAUGUUACUAUUAAUAUCUCUUCUCUUUGUUCAUCAUCAUCAUCAUCAUCAUGUCAUAUCUCUCUAAUUCACAAUAUAUAUCCAAUAUUCAAAACCCCUUUUUCUCUUCUUCUUAUUUCAUCAUCAUCAUCAUCCAUGGCUUGUUUUGAGAUUUGUUCAUCAUGACCAUGGUUCCUUCUCAAACCAACAAAACUAAUGGUGAUUAUGUUUUCUACAACAAUACAACAAGUGAUAUGAACCACUUUCAAUUUCUUGAAGAUUACAACAACUACAAUAAUAAUUGUUUAAGAUCUGAAUUUUUGUUCAAGCACAUGGCUGAAGAAGUGGAACCGUUUUCAAGACAUAACGAACCCGAACCCGAACCUGAACCCGAGCUAGAAACUAUUUCUACCUCAAAGGAAAGCGAAGAACAAGAAAGAAAACCAAACAACAACAAUUGGCUUCAACUAAGCAUAGGUAACACCGUCCAGACAACAACUACUACUACAAAACACGAUGCUGAUCACAGUCAAGCUCCAACAAACAGUUCAAGUUUAUUGGAGCUUGAACUAUUAUCAACAAAUUGGACUUCGUCACAGUCCAAUUUAGAGCAACCUCCCAUCAGAGGUUGCUCUACUUUCAAUUCUUCUAUGUUUUUCGAACAAACAACUACCUCUUCUUCCUCAUCACCUGUGUCCGUGUCUAUGUCCAUGCCAGCAGGUCCAAGUUAUAGUCAUCAACAACAUCUAGUUCCACAUAACUGGGCAUUUGGUCCAUUACUACCACAUUCUAUGGCAAUUAUGGCUUCUUCUACAUCUUAUAUUCCAUCUUCUUCUUCUUUUUCUUCGUCGCAAUCUUGUUCUUCAUUAAGACCUUCUUUAGGACCUAAUUAUUAUCCUCAAUAUCAUCAUGCAUCACCUUUUCAUUUUCCUUCAUCUUCUUCACCUGGAUUUGAUCAAUUUGAUAUUGCUGGACCUAGCUCAUCAUCUCAUCUCACUUUUCGCGUCGUCGAUCCUCCUCGUCGACCUCAUUCCGGAAUAUGGUUCAUGCUACAAGCCUCACAAAAUCAAGUGAAAGAACCAUUUUUGCCUCAAAUACCUAAGAACUAUCUUAGAAUCAAAGAUGGAAGAAUGACAGUUAGGUUGCUCAUGAAGUAUCUGGUUAACAAGCUCAAAUUGGAGAGCGAAUCAGAGAUAGAGAUAACAUGCAAAGGACAACAACUUUUACCUUUCUUGACGUUGCAACAUGUGAGGGAUAAUAUUUGGACACCAAGGGACACAACAACAACAACAACAAGACCUUUGCUUUCAGAUUCCUCAACAACUGAUCAUGUAAUGGUGCUUCAUUACUCUAGAAGCACUUCUUGAAAAAAGCACUUCUCAAGUAACUUAAAUUAUUCUGCCUCAUUGUAUCCAUCCUUGUUAACUUAUUAUCUAAACUUUUUUUUUUUUUAAUUUUAGUUUUCAAAAUUUUCUAUUUUGAUGAGUUUUUAUUUUUAUUUUAUUUUGAUAUGGCAUAUCAUGAGAAUUGAAUUACCCUAAGACAGUGUUUAUUCUAUUACUGUUUUGGGGUGAGGGUAUUAUUGUCCAAAAUUGUAUGUUCAUGAUAGGUGAGUUGAGUGAGAAAUUUGGCAUCAAUUGUAUUAUCAAGUACAAGAUUCAAUCUAAUUUUAUAUACUAACCCAAAUUUUUUUCUUCUAUUUAUUGUUACUCUUAUUAUUUGUUUAUUCUAGAACAUUUAAGCAUAGGAAUGUUGUGAGUAGUGUCAUGUGAUUUUUUUUUAUUAAGUGGGUAUGGAAAGUAGGCGAGGCAAACGGGAAUGUACGCCUAGUUUAGAUCUGUUUUGUGAAAGUUCGUAAAAAAAAAUAAUAAGAUAGGAUAGACUUUGUUGAAGAUGUAUGGAAAGGAGGUGUGCUUGUCCGUCUAGUUUAGACCUGUUCCGUGAAAGUCUGAAAAAAAUAGGGUAGCCCAGACUUUGUUGAAGGUGUGCGUGUCUAAAAUCUUCCUUUGCGUCAAAAAA